This is a messenger RNA of Pteropus alecto (black flying fox), 1951 nucleotides long. RefSeq names its product WD repeat domain 92 (gene DNAAF10). Lineage: Eukaryota; Metazoa; Chordata; Mammalia; Chiroptera; Pteropodidae. Gene Ontology annotation, molecular function: ubiquitin binding. The record is from RefSeq and is a predicted model, not a curated record. The coding region runs from base 148 to 1221 and encodes 357 amino acids. The transcript has 8 exons.
AACUAAAUUCAACUUGCUAACGCGUCUGGGGGCGAGUACGGCAAGCGGGAGAGACAAACUGUCCUUAGUGUUUGGGGACUGGUUUCCAGGUUAGUGUGUUUUCAGAGCCUGAGCGUGCACCUUGGCGGAUACGAAAUCGGCCGGACUAUGUCGGCCUUUGAGAAGCCUCAGAUCAUCGCUCAUAUCCAGAAGGGCCUCAACUACACGGUGUUUGACUGUAAGUGGGUGCCCUGCAGCGCUAAAUUUGUGACCAUGGGCAACUUCGCGCGGGGCACCGGCGUCAUUCAGCUGUACGAGAUCCAGCACGGAGACCUAAAGCUGCUUCGGGAGAUUGAAAAGGCCAAACCUAUUAAAUGUGGAACAUUUGGUGCAACAUCUUUACAGCAGAGAUAUUUAGCUACUGGAGAUUUUGCUGGAAACCUUCAUAUAUGGAAUUUGGAAGCUCCAGAGAUCCCAGUGUAUUCUGUAAAGGGCCAUAAAGAGAUUAUAAAUACUAUAGAUGGUGUAGGUGGACUAGGAAUUGGGGAAGGAGCACCUGAAAUUGUGACUGGCAGCCGAGAUGGAACUGUGAAGGUUUGGGACCCAAGGCAAAAAGAUGAUCCUGUUGCUAAUAUGGAACCUCUACAAGGAGAAAACAAGAGAGACUGUUGGACUGUGGCAUUUGGCAAUGCUUAUAAUCAAGAGGAACGUGUCGUUUGUGCUGGCUACGACAAUGGGGAUAUCAAACUGUUUGAUCUCAGAAACAUGUCAUUGCGGUGGGAGACAAACAUUAAAAAUGGGGUAUGUAGCUUGGAGUUUGACAGAAAAGACAUUAGUAUGAAUAAGUUAGUAGCUACAUCUCUGGAAGGGAAGUUUCAUGUUUUCGACAUGAGAACACAGCAUCCAACCAAAGGUUUUGCUUCUGUUUCAGAAAAGGCUCAUAAAUCUACUGUGUGGCAGGUCCGACACCUGCCACAGAACAGGGAGCUCUUCCUGACAGCCGGAGGCGCCGGCAGCCUUCACCUCUGGAAGUACGAAUACCCUGUUCAGAGGUCAAAGAAAGACUCCGAGGGAGUGGACAUGGGAGUUGCGGGUUCGGUCCGCCUUCUGCAGAAUGUUACACUGUCUACCCAGCCCAUUUCCAGUCUGGACUGGAGUCCAGAUAAAAGGGGUCUCUGCAUCUGUAGUUCAUUUGAUCAGAUGGUAAGAGUACUGAUUAUUACAAAGCUCCAUAAAAUUUGAUCUGAAGACUUUGGACUUGACAUCUUCCAGCAGAACACUCUUAGAAUUUAAAAAGUGUUCUGGAUUCUCGGACCCUCACUGAACAAAGUUGGAUUCGAUUGAUGAAAAAGACCCUGGACACAAACCUCCAAGCCAGCCUCUCCCUGGGUGUGAAAUGCCCAGCAGUGUGUCACGGUGACCUGGCUGCACAUGGGGGUGCCACUAUCUCCAGAGCCAGCUGUUUUUUCCAUUUCUCAUAAAAAAUUGCUACUUGUCUAUAUUCAAACAUAUUUUAAAUUUGUUCUGCAUCCCCAGAGUUCCAUAUUUUAUAAUAACAUUUGUGUUGCAUUUUAGCGUUUACAGUGUUGUGGUGGGGGUCACUUAAUUUGGUUUAAAGUUUGCCUUGGUAGAACUGCUGUGAAUUAACUUUCAUAAAUACACUUUGAGAGGUUUCAGUGUCACUAAGUUUCAGUACAGAAUAUUACAUUAUACAAUCCCAAAGUGGCACCUUCAGACUAGAUUUAGGUAGCUGUUUUUUAGUAGUGUAACUCUUAAAAUGAAAUACUACGAUUUACAAAGACCUCUUUUUCACUUAAAAAACAAGAGUUGUAUUAGUGAGACUUUGGAUGGUAAGUCUCACUUAUGGUGAGUGAUGUUGAAUGUUGAGAUGUACAAGAUUGUGGGUUUUGUAGCCUUAUUUUUUGUCAAACUUUUAAAUAUAUUUUAUGAAUAAAUUUGUUUUUGAAAUCUA